CUCGAUCCCAUUCCUACUUGAAAUUCCCAUACACUCAUUUACACAUACAUACACUUUCUCUGCUGUACGUUACUUUUCCUCUCCUAUUUCGCCUUUUCUCGUUUACCAAACACACGCUCACACAGUGACCACAGUCUCUCUCUCACACAGGUGUGGUUUAUCUGCUCUUCUUUCUCCGUCCCCAGUCUUGUGUUUGUCGGUAGGAUCAGAGCAAGGCGCAUUAUGAUGUUCAUUGUGUCUCUCAGGGUUUGCAUUUGCUUCCCUGUGUAGCUUUUCUUUUGUUUCAGUUUCAAAUAUUAGAGAACUUCUCUCAUCUUUUUGAUUUGUUGAUCCAUGCAUGAUUAGAUUUUGGUCACUCUUCGCUUUGUAUUUGUGCUGUUAAUAGAUUUUUAGCUAUUCUUUAAGAAGUAUUUUAGUGGUGAAGGUGGAGCGAGUGUAAAUAAUGGACCAGAAGACGUGGCUAUGGAGGAAGAAAUCUACGGAGAAGAUGAUUGUUGCAACUGACAGAGUAAACUUCUCUCCCGGUGGAAAUGAAGAGGAGAUACAGACACUUCUGGCUGAUAAGGCAGAAUUGGAGAAGACCCUGAAAAGUUUAAAUGAUAAACUUUCUUCCACCCUGUCUGAAUGUAAUGCUAAAGAUGAUCUUGUAAGGAAACAGGCAAAGAUGCUGGAGGAAGCCAAGUCAGGUUUGGAGAAGGCAGAAGCCAGAACAGUGUCUCUGAAGCAAGAGCUAGAUGAAGCCAUGCGGCAGAGAGCUGCUGGAGAAGAAAGGUUAACUCACUUAGAUGCAACCCUCAAGGAGUAUAUGCAACAGCUGCAAUUUGUUCGAGAAGAGCAGGAGCAGAGGGUUCAUGAUGCUGUGAUGAAGGUGUCAGGGGAAUAUGAGAAGUCCCAAAUGAUUUUGGAGGAGAAGUUGGCAGAGACCAGUAAAAGGCUUGCAAAAAUAGGUGUUGAGAAUACUCAUUUAAGUAAGGCUCACUUGGCAAAAGAAAAGUUGAUUGAAGAUCUAACUAAACAGAAGACUCAGAUGGAAGCAGAUUUAAAUGCUCUGAUGAUUAGGUUAGAAUCUACAGAGAAAGACAAUGCUUCUUUGAAAUAUGAAGUCCGAGUUCUAGAGAAGGAGCUUGAGAUUCGGAAUGAGGAGAGAGAAUUCAAUCGUAGAACAGCUGAUGCAUCACAUAAGCAACAGUUAGAGAGUGCUAAGAAAAUUGCAAAGUUAGAAUCAGAAUGUCAGAGGCUACGUCUGCUUGUUCGCAAGCGGUUGCCAGGCCCUGCUGCCUUGGCAAAGAUGAAAAGUGAAGUUGACAUAUUGGGAAGGGAUUCAAUAGAUAAGAGGAAGAGAAGAACAUCUUCCAGUCCUAGUGGUUUAAUUGUUGAUACUGCUGUUGACAGCUCCCCAGAUACUCCCAGCAAAAAGAUCGAUUUUCUGGCUGAGCAGUUAUAUGCCAUGGAAGAAGAAAACAAGGCUCUCAGAGAAGCCUUUACUAGAAAAGCAAAUGAACUUCAAAUUUCAAGAACCAUGUUUGCUAGCACAGCUUCCAAAUUAUCACAGGUUGAAUUGCAUCUUGAUGAGUUGUCAAAAGGCCAGACAACCUUGGAGCCUUCAAGGAGUGGUCUUGUGCCACAUGAUCUCUCUUUGGCCUCAAUGUCUGAUGUUUGCAGUGAUGAUAAGGUUAGCUGUGCUGAAUCAUGGGCUUCUGCUUUGAUUUCAGAGUUGGAGCACUUCAAACAUGGGAAACAAUGGGGGUCACCUUCAGUUAAAACUGUUGGAGGUUCAGACAUAAAUCUAAUGGAUGACUUUGUGGAAAUGGAAAGACUUGCAAUAGUCUCUGUUGAUAAGCAGUCAGGAAGUACUCAUGUUCCAUCUGAUGGUGCUAACACAGAAGUUAGCCCCACGAAAAUUGGUUUGGAUGAGUAUGCCUCACAGGUAACUGGUAAGAAUAUUGUUCCUACAUUGGAGUCUGGCUCUGUGGUACCGAACCAGGUAAUUAAGUCUAAGGAUGGUGUAAUUGGUAAACUUCCUGACUGGCUGCAGGAGAUUCUGAAAGUUUUGUUGGAACAAACUCAUAUCACACAGAGAAAACCUAAUGAAAUUCUGGAGGAUGUUAAAGUAGCUUUGAUAGGCAUAAUUAACGAGAGCCCUGGAGAGUAUAUAGAUACAAGAGAGAGCUCAAAACAUCUUGAUGCAUCAAAUUCCCCUCAUGUUGGUGGUGACAUCUCCUGGAAGCUUACAAAUAAAUCUUUAUUGAUGGAUUCUUCUUGUGGAAUUAAUAAUGUUGAUGUCAUUCUGACAGAUAGAAAUAAUCAGUCAAAUCUAAGCAAAUCGUUGCACAAUAUAAUUGCACACAUUCAACGGAUCACUUCACCCAAUUAUGGUAGUUCAGAUACUUUGUCUAGAAAGGAUAGGAAUUUCUUUCCCUAUAAGAAUUCAGAGACAUCUUCAGGCUACAUGGUUUGUCUUCUGCAGUGGAAGACCUCUGAACUGACUGCUGUCUUACAGCAAUUUGUUCAUGCUUGUUAUGAUUUGUUGAAUGGAAAAUCUGAUGUCAACAGGUUUGCUCAAGAAUUGAGCUAUGCUUUGGACUGGAUUAUGGACCACUGCUUUUCCCUUCAAGAUGUUUCAAGCUUGAGGGAUGCAAUUAAAAAGCAAUUUGAUAGGAAUGAAUCACGAAGUGAAAGUGAACCAGAGGUUGGAAGGAUUAGUCAAUUUCCAGGAGUGGAUAAAUUGUCCCUUCCCCGUGAUGAAUACUCGUGUUUGUCUAUAGUUGCUACUUCAAAUGGGUUCCAUAACUGUUCUGAAAAGGAUGAAUUUCAAUAUACUGUUAGAGAUGAAAACCAGAAAUUAAACGAUGAACUGAUUAACAUAGAAUCUACAGAGAAAGACUUGGAAGGGAGGCUUCAAUCAGCUAUUGAUAAGAGUGAAUCCUUGAUGAAUCAACUUCGGGAAUCAGAGAAAACCAUCAAAAGCAUGCAAAAUGAAGUAGAAACUCUGAAAAUGUCCAAAACAAUGAUUGAAAAUCAAAGUGAAAAUCACAAGUUGAUGAAAGAAGAUCUUGAUACACAGCUUAAAGUGGCCAAAGCAGAGUUAAACGAGGCUCACCAGAAGUUUUCUUCCAUGGAAGUGGAAUUGGAAAACAAAAACAGCUGCUGUGAAGAUUUGGAGACCACAUGUCUUGAACUUCAGCUCCAACUUGAAAGUAUAACGAAGAAAGCAAUCUCUGAAGAAAAACAACUUCGAACGGAUUGGGAGAUAACUGCUGCUUCAGAAAAGUUGGCAGAGUGCCAAGAGACUAUUCUAAACCUGGGAAAGCAGUUAAAGGCUUUGUCUACACCUAGUGAUGCAGUCCUGUUUGACAAGGUCAUCUCUACUUCUGACGACACAAAUGCUGCCCCCGUCACCACCAUGACAAGCACAGCCCUCAGCAAACCCAAGGACAAGAUAAUGAACCAAAGGUCCUCUUUGCUAGAUCAUCUGCUAGCAGAGGAUAAUGCUGCAGCAAAUAAUAAAUCUCCCAAGGUCAAAGAAAGUGACAACUAUAGUUCUGCCUUUUUUUCCAAUGAGGUUAUAGAGUCUUUAGAAAAGAUCCUCAGUUUGGAUGGAACUAAACACCAGGAUGAUGAGGUUGCAGUCAGUUCUUUGGCAAUUGUGCCUAGCAAGAAAAGGGGAGGCGCAAGUUUGUGGAGAAAGUUAUUGUGGAGAAAGAGGAAAUCCAACAGCAGAAAACCGCCCUUUCCAUUUGCUCCAUAACUCUUAUCGUGGUUGUCCUGAAGCUUGGGAUUUGAUACAAUAAGGUCUGCUUUCGUUAAUCUUGUUGGAGAGCUAUUGCAUGGUUGUGUAUAUUUCUGCCGUGUGUACAACUGCUGACUGGACAUGUUUUUGUAAUAUAGAACGUUCAUCUAAUGUGUAUAGUUAUCAUCUUCAAUUGCUAAAACACAUUGCAUGUUGUCGUUUUUCAUCUGUAUGUAACAGGAUUUUCAUGUGAAGUUAUUUACACCUAGUUUUCUA
Messenger RNA from Manihot esculenta (cassava), 4006 nucleotides. RefSeq names its product filament-like plant protein 7. The transcript is spliced from 6 exons. Lineage: Eukaryota; Viridiplantae; Streptophyta; Magnoliopsida; Malpighiales; Euphorbiaceae. The coding region runs from base 443 to 3748 and encodes 1101 amino acids. The record is from RefSeq and is a predicted model, not a curated record.